Molecule: messenger RNA, 483 nt
Organism: Paracoccidioides lutzii Pb01
Exons: 2
Coding region: 1-483 (160 amino acids)
Source: RefSeq, a predicted model, not a curated record
AUGAGGCUGGACAUGGAACAGCGAUCCCGCCAGAGCUUCGUGCGUCGAAUUAUGCGUUCGGAGAAGAAGAAUUAUCGGAACCAUAGUGAUGAGUUGCAGGAUGGGCCUGCACUCCCAUUUCCGUUCCCAACUCAGCGUAAUCUCGAGGGCCGUUCGGGAUCUGGAAGCUACCGGGAAGAUCACUCAUCAGCUUAUUAUCGCCGCAAGAAGCCGGACUGUCCAUCACCCGCCAAUAUUCAAUCUAUUGCCUGCCCCGGGUUAGCCGGCACCCGAUCGACACAGCCGAAAGGCCAAGGCAAUGAACAACGAGCGCAAGGGCAGGGUAGUGAAGGUCCACAAAGCAUCGAGCGCAGACCAAUACGGAUAAAUGAUCGUCCAUAUUGUUCUCAGAAAUGCCAGCUUGGGCUGAGAGACGGAGGAUAUCUUGACCCGUUAUGCCCAAACUUUCAUGGUCACAAGGGGAUGAAUCUUCCCAUCCUCUAA